AUAAGUUUUAGGUAGUGUAUGCCGCUUAUCUCAACUCUUGCGUUACUAUGUCAAAUGUAGAAUUGAAACCGAAGUAUGAACCAGGUGAAAAACUUCUUUGCUUCCAUGGACCUCUUAUGUAUGAAGCUAAGUGUCUGGAUGUCAAAGUGAAAGAAGAUGGAGUGAUGUAUUUCGUACACUAUCAAGGUUGGAAUAAGAAUUGGGAUGAGUGGGUAACUGACAAGCGUAUGUUCAAGUAUAAUGAAGAGGGUUUAAAAAAACAGAAGGAAUUGGAACGGCAAAUAAGGUCUGGAAAAGUCAAAGUCUUAAGAAAAUCUGACUUAAAGUCACAAUCUUUACCACCUCCGGAAGUUUUAAAGGAUGUGGAGCGGACUCUGAAGCCUGGUCAUUUAAAACAAGAAGAGGAGAGUCCUAAAGCAAAGCAGUCUAAAAGUAACAGUGAAGCAGAUCAAAAACCAAGCACGCCUGUGACGACAGAAGUGAAGGAGAGUGAAGAUGUCAAGGCACCUUCAAAGCCUCCUGAAGAAUCUAACGGUGUAUCCAACAUUACUACUGUGUCAAGCAGAAGAAGAAAAAGUCGGGCGACAUCAGGAAUAAAAUCUAUCGAGAAUGAUGACAGUUUACUUUCAAAGCCACAACUAAUGGUAUCUAUACCUCCAUCUUUAAAGGCAUGGCUCGUGGAUGACUGGGACUUGAUUACUCGUCAAGCUCGUCUUUAUGAGCUUCCUGCUUCCCAACCAAUAUCCACCCUUUUGUCUGACUUCUUAGAAAGUGCUGAAAUCGAGGUGAAAUCUGAACCCACUUCUGAACCUCAAAAUUCUCAACAUAAUGUAAAUCCUGCAAUAAGACCUGAUUUAAGACGUGAAUUUCUCGCUGGGAUUCAGCAUUACUUUAAUUUGAUUAUCGGUUCUCAUCUCCUAUAUAAAUUUGAACGGUUACAAUAUGCUGAACUUUUAAAACGUCACACAGAUAAAAGAAUGUCAGAUAUUUAUGGUUCAAUUCACUUAUUAAGGCUAUUUGUUAAGCUUCGGGACAUGGUUUCUUGUACCAAAGUCGAUGUAAAUAGUCUGCCUGUUCUAGAAGCAUUGGUCAACGAAUUCUUGCAAUUUUUAAGACAGAAUGAAGGUCGUUACUUCCGUCUUGAAGAUUACACUGUAGCGACGGCAGAAUAUCAGCGGAGAGCGAUGUGCUGAAUACAUAUUAUUCUCAUCUACUCUUUGAAAAUAUGUAUAUCUUCACAACUUGUAUAAUAUUGUUAAUAUAUUAUAAAUCGUUUUAAUUUUUCGAAAUCGUUACUUAUUGACAUAUUCAUACUUGCAAUCUAUAAAUUGUCAUCCCAGUAAGCAAUUGUUUGAUAUUUUUGUCUAAUUUCAGUUAUUUUAGAAUAAAACUGAAUAACCUUAGUGAAAGUCUGAAAC
This is a messenger RNA of Schistosoma intercalatum, 1418 nucleotides long. The record is from the annotation of a GenBank genome assembly. NCBI's taxonomy places the organism in Eukaryota, Metazoa, Platyhelminthes, Trematoda, Strigeidida, Schistosomatidae.